AGUGUGUGAGCUGAGUUAGUUUGUUUGUGUGUGUUAUUUAAAGACAUUAUGGACUGUUAUCAGCACAAUUUAACUCUGGACUGUUUAAUAAACAUCUUCACUUUUCUGAGUGAGGAGGAUUUAAUCAGAGCAUCCUGCGUUUGUAAGGAUUGGAAUGAAGCUGCAGAAACGCAGUGGUUAUGGAGAGAAAUGUGUUUACACCGCUGGGGGUUCUGUAACAUGGGACAGCUCCUCUCAGGUACCGGGGAGUUCACCUGGAAGAGGUAUUACCUGCAUCGCUCCAGACUGGAACAGAACAUGAAGUCAGGCAGGUCGGGCGGGGACUACACCUGCACCACCCUGAGAGGACAUACAGGCAGGAUUGUUGGGUUUUCGUACCUGGCGGAUAACACCACCCUGCAGGACGUUUGGACCUCCUCCCCCGUCGUCUGCAGCGCCUCUACCGACGGCACCAUCACAGCCUGGGACGUUCACAAGGGUGAAAAGCUGUGGUCCAGUUCUGCUCAGAACCCGCUGACCUGCAUCGUUACUGACCGGCAGCGGGACGUUGUGAUGACCUCAGACAGCGCCGGGACUAUCCAGACGUGGCAGGGGCAGACGGGGGCGAUGCUGGCAUCGUUUCCCACCGGCGCCUCUCGGUGCGCUCUGCUGUCCUUCAGCCAGGACGCCGACUCCUUUCUUCUGGUGGGAACGACUCUGGGUUCACUGCUCGUCCUGAGCUCCCCUGAUCUGUCAAAAAUAUCGGGACACGUGGUGUGUGAUUCCUUCAGACUGAACGUUCUCCUCACAUCACCUGAUCACAACUGGAUCCUCGCCGCCUCCAGUGAGAGCUCAGAUUUAAGUCCAAAGGUGUUCUGGAGUUCGAGUGUGUGUCGCUCUGUAGAAGACGACGAGCCGCUGUGUUCCUCUUUACCCGUCGGUGGCUGCAGAGCGGCCGUGUUCCUUCCCUCACAGCCUGCCCGGGUCGCUGUGAUCCACAGCGGAGCUCAGCUCAACCAAACCGCCCUGACCAUGUUUGAUUUAAGCCUGAAGAAGUCCAAAUACAAACAGGAGCUCCAGGCUCAGCAGGUCGAGUCGUUUCAGCUUGAUUUAAAAGCGCCGCAUGUGCACGUGAUUCUCCAGGCGAAGGGAAACGGAACCCUCCUGCUGACGGACGCCAACGAGCUGAGGGUCUACACCAUUAAAGGAGCGGUCAUCGCCAGCUUUACUGACCACGUACUGCCCAUCACCUCUCUGUGUGUGCAGGAUCAUUUCCGGGUGGUUACGGCGUCGCAGGAUCUGUCUCUACGAGUUCUGACCUGGAGGAACGACAGGGACAAGGGGCUCGUACUGGAAAGCCAGUAUCACCUGCUGGGAGGCUCACACACCACGUCCAGGGGAUUCACCGGGGUGGAGUGUGAUUACGCCAGCAUCGUGGCCUCGGUGGAGGCGGUGAACGGGAGAGAUGCUCUGAAGGCCUACGUGUUUCAUUCAUAAACAGUUUAGGGAUUUCAGAAGAGCGUUGAGAGGGAUGGUCAUCACUGGAGCUCUGAUAGUUCAGUUUAUUAUUAUUAUACUGGUGUUAUUAUUGUGGGAUUCUGCUGCUUGUAUGAUUUCUUUUAUCCAUGGAACUGGGAGACACUCUGUGGUAAUUGCCGAAACCUGCUUCUAUUAAACACUGACAGACUGAAAGUAUUAAAUACUCACAGGAACGACAAAUUCUGGCAAUACCAAAGACUAGGACAAAAAUCUUUAAUCAAGCCAAAGUGAAAACAAUUGAAAAAAAUGGUUUAAAAGAGCAUUUAAGCACGACGUAAAACUACUAACUAAAUAAAUCAAUCAAUAAAAUCACAUCUUUUUACAUUA
Messenger RNA from Trichomycterus rosablanca, 1845 nucleotides. RefSeq names its product F-box and WD repeat domain containing 12 (gene fbxw12). The transcript is spliced from 10 exons. Gene Ontology annotation, cellular component: cytoplasm. Gene Ontology annotation, molecular function: protein binding. The record is from RefSeq and is a predicted model, not a curated record. Bases 49 to 1476 code for a protein of 475 amino acids. NCBI's taxonomy places the organism in Eukaryota, Metazoa, Chordata, Actinopteri, Siluriformes, Trichomycteridae.